This is a messenger RNA of Papilio machaon (common yellow swallowtail), 2121 nucleotides long. RefSeq names its product nose resistant to fluoxetine protein 6-like. Gene Ontology annotation, molecular function: acyltransferase activity, transferring groups other than amino-acyl groups. The record is from RefSeq and is a predicted model, not a curated record. Lineage: Eukaryota; Metazoa; Arthropoda; Insecta; Lepidoptera; Papilionidae. The annotation marks the transcript as partial. The transcript has 13 exons.
AAUGGAAUUGCCUUCAAUAAUGUGAAUACUAACGUCUCUAAUUAUCCAUUUGAUAAAAAACUAUACGAAGAUGUAUUGGAUCCGGAAUUGUGUCGGAGACAAUUAGAUUAUUUAAUGGGAAAUAACACUGCUUUAAUGUUUCGAUUUCAAGAUGCAAGUGCAAGAUUACCAAGAGGAAUAUUACAGGGAAACUUGGUUGACUUAGGCAAUUACCAUCAAUGCUUAGAUAUAAACGAAGGUGCAGAAAAUAUGAAUAUUCAAGGAAAAUAUUGUAUGACAAGAGUAUCGGCGGUCAAUAAUACCCAAAUGUUUGAAUUUCUUUCGAAAAUAUCUCCUUUUGAUAUUAAUAACAUAGUAGAUAAGAUGAUGAAUGACAGAGUUAACGAUUAUGUAAAACUAGAACGAAGCUUUCAACCAAUUUUUGUAAUGCCUGAACGUAAUAUGAGGGUUGGUGCAGAUAAUUCUUUGUCUUUUACUCAAUCUGGAUUUGGCAUGUGUAUACCUGCGUCUUGCACAGUACAGGAAGCUUUAUCCGCCUUUUUCUUUAACUUGACUGAAACUGGAAUUAAUGUGAAUGCAGAUUUUUAUCGCCUUCCUAAUGAUAAGCCAUGGGUACCAGCGGAUUAUGUUGCAAUAGUGGUGUUUUCAUCCAUUGGACUACUAGUCAUACUUAGCACGAUCUACGAUGUUUGGCUGAGAUUACUUCUCAAAAAAGAUCCAAAAGAUAUAAGCGUCCUUUACAGUUCGUUCUCCACAUAUACCAAUUGCCGACGCUUACUUACAUUCAAAUCGAGUCCCAACUCGUUACAUUGUAUUGAUGGUAUCAGAGCUUUGGCUAUGUUCUGGGUCAUCGCUGGUCACACUAUUUUUUAUGUAGCUUUCUGCAUCAAUCGACUUGACGGUCUUCAAUGGUUAAUUUCCAGGAAGGCAUUCUGGAUUACAUCUGCUCCUAUCACUGUUGAUACAUUUUUCAUGAUAAGUGGUCUUCUUGUAGUCUAUACUACUGCAGGAAAAUUAAAUAAUAUUCAACUAAUAAGAAAUCUGCCCAUUUUCUACCUGAGUCGACUUCUCCGAAUGUUUCCGAUCCUUGCUGCCAUGAUAUUAUACUUAGUAUCUUUCCACAACCGCAUUGCGGAUGGUCCUAACUGGAAUAUACCAGCUCAGAAUGUACUCACUUGCAGGCAGUAUUGGUGGUCCGCACUACUGCAUAUACAAAAUUGGUAUAAUGCCAAGGCUAUGUGUCUUGGUGAGAGCUGGUAUCUAUCUGUUGAUGUUCAGUUGCACAUAUUGUCACCAAUAGUAUUGUUCUGGGUGCUAACUGGCAGAAAACUCUGGGCGUGGACUGCAUUAACUCUUGGUUUAUUAACAUCUGUAGCUGCUGCCACUGCAUAUAACUUUGUUAAUAACUUUCAAUCGGGGAUAUUUUCACAAAACAUCGACAAAAUUCAAAAAUACCAAAUUUACUAUUACACGAAUACUUUAACUCGCGCUUCUCCUUUCUUUGUGGGUAUGGUUUUUGGUUACAUAUUACAUAUAUGGAAAGGAAGACUCUUAAAAAUCAAUAAGGUAAUAAUUUGGAUUAUUUGGUUAUGUGCUUUGUCACUUCUUGGCCUCGUGGUGUACUGCGUACGUUUGAAUUUAGAAAAAGACUGGGACAAUCAGUUGGUGGACAAUAUUUUAAAUUCUUUCAUGAGACCCGCUUGGGCUAUAGGACUUGGAUGGGUGAUCUUUGCUUGUGAGAAAGGACAUGGAGGUCCAAUAAAAUGGUUUCUAUGUCUUGAUAUCUGGAAGUUACCAGCACGUUUGUCAUACGCUAUGUAUUUAAUACAUUUGACUUUAAUCACCACAAAGUAUUCGACUGCAAGUUUGCAAAAUUACUUCUCCGUAGAAAAUCUGAUUUUUGACAUAACAACAUUUUUGAUGAUUACUAUGUUGAUUGCAUUCGUGGCAACCCUGACUAUUGAUGCACCAUUCACCACAUUAUUCAAGCUUUUAAUAUUUAAAGAUAAAUUAACUACAAAAACACAAAAUAGAACAGUUUCAAAAGAGUUAUCAGAGACAGUUAAUAAUGGUCCAAAUAUAUUGGAACAUGAAGGUGAAAUAACCUCAAAAAAAAUAUAA